AAAGGAAAAGAACAAGGCCCAAAAAGACGUGCAAGCAUUAACAUUUUUUGCCUUUUAUCUCUUUUAUUUUAUGUUGUAGUGAUGACACGUAGGAGAUACAGUAGCUUAAUUAUUGUGCUGCUAUUGUCAGCAGUGAUAAGAAUGUGUGUCUGCCGAAAUAUUCUUCCUUCUACGAAGCGAACGGACAAUGAGCAGUCGGAAAUCCAGCAUAUUUCCCUUUCAUCCCCAAUGGUCAGCGCAAAAAUUGCUCGUUUUUCCGAUCCCACGGAUGAUCUUAUGCACCAAACAAUAGUCUCAAAUGGAACGAGACACUUCUUGAGGAAAUUCAAAACAUUAGCAACAGCUGUAGUCAAGAAUAGAUCGGAACUAUCAAGAAUGCGGCGAGCACUGAAAGAAAGUCGGUUGGGCUUUUAUGGCCUUACCGGAUCCAAGCAUGGGAACGGGCUAUUGCUUUACAAUCAGUUCAUCAGCUUGGAAAAUUUAGGGGAAGGUACAAAGGAUUUUCAGGACAUCGUCGAUCAAAAGCUCUUCGCGUGGCCCAUGAGAGAUGACAAGGUCACAAUACCGUACUUUUUCUCGGAAGCCAAGCCACCAUUCGACAGUGCCGAGAAAUGGAUGGCGAUGGCCUUCGAGGAGGUAAACAGCAAGACGUGCGUGGUGAUCGAGCAGGCGCGCGGUGUGGUCGGCGGCGACUGCAAGACGCCCGUACCGCAGGUGACCAACGCCAUCUGCAUCGAGUCCGGGGACGGCUGCUACUCGCUGCUGGGGACGGGCUCCAACCCGCAGCGGAUCGUUAUCAACGAGACGUGCCUCAGCCCGUCCAUGUCUCUGCGCCUCAUCACGCUGGCCGUCGGUCUCGGCUACCAGCUGAUGCACUCCAACUUCAUGCUGGCCGAUAAGGGUGUCCGCGCCGAGCACGGCUACUGCUUCACAUCUGAGUCAGAGCUCAGCGACCGGUUCGACGUGAAGAGCGCCAGCGCCGUGGGCUUUACGAUCGAGGCCGGCUCGUCCGACUACGAGGCGAUCCACGUCACGCCGCGGCCCGAGGACCAGGCGCUGCUCCACAACAGGAAGAACACAUUCUUCGGGCUGCGCCGCGUCGACGUAGCGCAAAUCAACGAUUUUAAUAAGUGUGAGGAGAAGGUCUAUGGGCAGAAAUGUCGUAGCCAGUUGCGAGUCUGCCAGAAACGUACCGCCAAGUAUCCGAAUGUGAUGGGUCUGACCAAGGACUGCAAGUGCCGCUGCCGUGACGGCUGGGAGGGCGUCACGUGCAGCGCCGCCUCCAAGAAGGAGGAGGUGCCCAAGGGGUUCUACGGGUGCCACAAGAAGAUCCUGCUGCGGCGCGGCCACGCCGGCGGCGUCACCUACUUCCGGUUGAAGGACAUCGAGCUGGAUAUCGUCUCCGAGCCGCCCUACCUGUGCACCAUCACCAUCCAGUCCAAGUGGCGGGACCUGGGCUUCUACUGCCGCGGCUACGCGCCCGUUAUCCGAGUGGACGCCAGCGCGCUCUACAAACAGCUGCGCUCGCAGGGCGUGCUGCCGUUCUCGAUGCGUGACGCGUGCGAGCGGUUUCGUUUGUACUUCCAGUCGGGUGUGCACAAGUACCGGCGGCGCGUGCUCUGCUCGGACGCCGUUCUCCAGAGCGGCGGCUACAUGAUGCUGCGCGCGCGCGGACCCAACACCACGCUCUUCUUCGUGAUGAAGCCGGAGAACGAGACGGAGGCGGAGGCGCUGCUGCAGAUCCAGGUGGGCAUCCAGAAGCGGCUAUACGUGCCGUGCGACACGCUGCUCUACUACCGUAACCCGCUGUCGUUCAACGUGCACCGCUCAGAGUUCCAGUUCCACGCCAAGUACCUGAUCGAGUUCCUCAUCGGCAUCGUCGUGUUCAUGGUGAUCAGCUAUGUGGCCUACGACUACUGGAUGACGCGCCGGCGCGUGGAGCAGAUGCGCCGCAGACGACAGGCCAAGCUGGCCGCCGAGAAAACCGAGGAGUCUUGCUCCGACUCGUCUGAGCUGGAGAUGAGCUGCGGCUCGUCCAAGUCGACGCACAAAUCUCAGGAGUCGAUGGCCGGGAGCCGGAAGUCGCCGGGGGCAUCCGCACACGUCUCCAAGACGACGAUAUCGCUGAGCUCGGACAACCAGAGCGGUGCGCCGAGCACCAGGGAGGCGUCGCCCGAGCCGGACGACUCUCCCUCGAGCUCCAAGCCAAGCAGCUCCAUGUGGAGCAGCUCAAAGUCAAGCUCCAAGCCGAGCGCCUCUAAGGCGAGCUCUGGCGGCCCGAGCGCCUCUAAGGCGAGCUCUGGCGGCCCAAGCGCCUCUAAGGCGAGCUCUGGCGGCCCGAGCAGCUCCAAAUCAAGCUCCGGCCCGAGCAUCAAGGCGCAGCGGCGGCCGACGCUCAAAGAGAUCGCCGACCAGCAGCCCAAGGCAAAGAAGAAGAAGGAGGAGAAAAGCGCCCUGCCGCCGAUCCUGGCGCAGAAGGCCAAGGUGCGGCAGACGUCGGACCUGGACGGCGGCUCGCGCUCGUCACCCGACGUCGAGGAGCCAGCGGCCUUCCUCAGCCAGCUCUCGACCAAGGCGUCCACGCCGCCUCCGUCAGCAACACCGCCCCAGCAGCAGAAGAGGCAGAUGAAGCGACUCUCCACCCGGAAAGGCAAGAAGGCGGGGAAGAAGAAAAAGGGCCGCGGCGGAGGAGGUGGAGGUGGGUCGUCAUCGUCUUCCUCGUCGUCUGACGAGACGUUCAAGCAGGCGCUGAAGCGGUACAUCAGCGAGAAGAUGCAUCCCUCGGAGAGUGAGGACGAUGAGUCGGCGCCGGCGUGAGUCAUCAUCUCCAGUGAAACAUGAAUCAGUAUGUGAUUAAUUCGUGCACCAAUGAAGAUGCUGCCAGGCUCCACUUGUGUUGUGAGUGUGAGCGCAGCGAAUGUUUGACUACCAUAGACAUACGGAGUCGGUUGUGGUAAGUGUGACGGCCUCCAGCCCUUGCACCGCCCGGGUUUCCGGCUCCGGGUCGCGAAACCCGGAGCCGGGACGGACCCCGGUCGACCCGACCUGAGCCGAGGUCAAAUGCGAUGUACCGCGACGGGUCGGUCAUCGUUCAUCCGUCAUCUGCUCUUGGAUGACUUCUUACGUAACGCUGGUAAAAGCGGCUCAGUUGAUAUGAAUAAUGUGUAUUUGACAUUCAUGCGCGUUUGAUACUGCACCCCUGGAAUAGCAUGCAUAUUUCUGACAAAUUGA
Molecule: messenger RNA, 3231 nt
Organism: Amphibalanus amphitrite
Lineage: Eukaryota; Metazoa; Arthropoda; Thecostraca; Balanomorpha; Balanidae
Exons: 2
Coding region: 82-2817 (911 amino acids)
Biological process (GO): proteolysis
Molecular function (GO): metalloendopeptidase activity
Source: RefSeq, a predicted model, not a curated record